AUGGCCUUUUACGCAGCAGCUCUCGCCUCGACAUCCUUAACAACGGUUCCUCUCCGAGGUACUGCUGCCAUUGCCAUUGCCACAAACAUCCAGGAUUCACGGCAGCUUGUUUCGGAGGGGAAUCCCUCCCCGGUAAGUACUCGUUUACGCUUCUCAAUUCUGCUGCUGACGCUUCCAACAUGAACGAUAGGUCGAAGAAUCUCCACCGGCUCCCGGCGCGGGUCCAAGGUUUUCCGUCCAACUCUAUUUUCGUUUCCUCUUUUCUUUUUUUUUGGGGGGGGGUUGAGAUACUAAACCCUAGCUCAUCUUUUUUCACUCAUGCUCGAGAACUUGUGUUUGUCGUUAAUGGCGUUAGGUGGGGAGAUGCCGUACACGUAUUACUGCUCAACUGGAGCUGAAGGCUCCUCCAUACUCCCUGGUGUGGCUCGGACUCGAACCUCCUGCGAUUGUCUUUGACGUCUGCCUUUCUUAUGCCUAUCCCUCUGUUCGUCGUCCCUAGGAUGCCCUAGAGCCGUACAUGAGCAGGGAGACGCUCGAGUACCACUGGGGGAAGCAUCACAGGGGCUAUGUAGAUAAUCUCAACAAGCAAAUAUCUGGGACGGAUCUGGACGGCUUGGCUCUCGAAGAAAUUGUUGUCAGAUCGUACAACGGGGGAAAUCCUCUGCCCACCUUCAACAAUGCUGCCCAGGUCCGUCCUCCCCUUCUGAUCUCUAUCUUCAACAAUGGCUCGCCAUAUACUGAUUCGUUAAGCCUUUCGUUCUUGCACGCGCACACGCCCACGCACACACACUGAACUGGGUUCAACUUUUCUUGAUAUAAAAUGCAUCUUUUCACCCCCGCCCCCAAAACACUGCAGAUCUGGAAUCAUGAUUUUUUCUGGAGCUCCAUGAAACCAGGUGGUGGAGGACAACCACGGGGAGUCCUCCUGGAGCUGAUUGAGAGGGACUUUGGUUCACUCGAAGGGCUGCUGAAUGAAUUUAAGCAGGCUGCUCUUACUCAAUUUGGUUCUGGCUGGGCUUGGCUUGGAUGUCAGUAAUCCCUGAGACAUGUUUCAGUACCUACCUGCCCGAAGAUCCAGCCAAUGGAUUUAAAUGGUUGGAAUUGCUUGUGACCUCUCUGUUCUUUUCAGAUAAAGCGAACAGACUUGAUGUGGGAAAUGGUGUGAAUCCUCGCCCCUCAGAAAAAGAUAACAAGCUUGUUGUUCAGAAGUCUCCCAACGCUGUGAAUCCUCUCGUUUGGGACUACCAUGUGAGUUUCUUUCCAUACCAUACAUAAAUUCCCUGGCCUUAUCACGUCCUACUAGCGAAAUCGAAAUGCUCCUUCUUCCCAUAAACUCCCAAUGCUCUUGCUUGUUCAUGAUUGACCGCUAAAAAUCGAUUCUUUUUCUGCGAAAUCUUGCUUUGGUGGGCGUCCUAUGUUUCCUGCACGCAUGGUUCAGCUACACGAUGAUGGGUGUGCAAUUGGAUCUGCAUGGAUAAUUUUAUUCAUGAUGAUGGGUUUGCUCAUCUAAUGAUGGAGCAGAAGUCAACGAUAUGAUCAUCUGCCGGGCUGUUCUUUUGCGUUCUUAGUUUAGUGGAUUGGACUAUUAGGAAGCCAGGUGCUUGGCUAUGGAGGUCUCACUGGUGCUGAUUUUUUCCCUUUCUUGCAGCCUCUCCUCGUCGUCGACGUCUGGGAGGUAACCCCCAAUUCUCUGCUUCCUGUCUGUCUCUGUCCAUCUGUUCAUCCUGCCUGGUACAGGUUGUCAUCUAAUUCUGCCGUUGUUUGAUUUCCUCACGGGUCGGGUACAUUCAUUCUGCAGCACGCGUACUACGUGGACUACCAGGUGAGUGGAGCCUUCCGACAGAUUUGAUCUGCGGACUUCGAGGAUUCUUGAUCUUCUGUUCUUCGUCCUGAUGAUGCCCGGUGGGGGGGAAUUCAUGUCUGUCUGUCUGUCGUGCAGAAUAGGAGGCCCGAGUUCGUGUCCACCUUCAUCGAGAAGCUCAUCUCCUGGGACGCAGUCAGCGCGAGGCUGGAGGAGGCCAUCGCCCAAGCCGCCGCGAGGGCAGAGGAAGACGAGAGAAGAAGAGAGGAAGAAGACGGAGUGAUGGACGAUGGCGACGCCAUCGAGAUGUACCUGGACACUGAGAACGAGUCCGAGGCCGAGUGA
Messenger RNA from Spirodela intermedia, 2146 nucleotides. Lineage: Eukaryota; Viridiplantae; Streptophyta; Magnoliopsida; Alismatales; Araceae. The record is from the annotation of a GenBank genome assembly.